Molecule: messenger RNA, 983 nt
Organism: Oryza sativa Japonica Group (Japanese rice)
Lineage: Eukaryota; Viridiplantae; Streptophyta; Magnoliopsida; Poales; Poaceae
Molecular function (GO): ubiquitin protein ligase binding; tubulin binding; S100 protein binding
Source: RefSeq, a predicted model, not a curated record
UUCCACUUCCGACCUAAACCCUUCAUAUCCCACCACCGGAAAGACACGAGAGGCGACGGAGAGAGAGAGAGAGGAGAGAGGAAAGCUAAGCUUCCAGAGAUGUCGGCGGACGAGCUGCGGCUGGACCUGGAGGAGCUGCGGCGGCUGGAGGGCCUCGCCAAGCGGCCCCGCGUCCUCUCCGCCCUCGCCAACGAGAUCCGCGCCGUCGAUGCCAAGCUGGCGAAAGCGACCGAGCCGCAGGCACCGCAGGCCGUCGCGGCGGGAUCGCCACCUGUAGUGGCGGCGGCGGCGGCACCGGCACCUGCUGCUGCUGCUGGGGUGAGCUACGUGACGUUGGGGUCGUUCAGCUGGGAUCAGGAUGCUGAGAAGAUAAAGAUUUAUGUUUUCCUGGAGGGUGUUGAGCAAGAUAAGGUGGAGACUACUUUUAAGCCUAUGUCAGUAGAUACAAAAUUCCAUGAUGUGAAGGGCAAGAACUACCGAUGUGCCAUACCUAAGCUGCACAAAGAAAUUGUUCCUGAGAAAUGCAAGGUUUUAGUCAAGCCUACAAAGAUUAUUGUGACGCUUUACAAAGCUUCCAAAGGCAACUGGUUAGACUUGCAUUUCAAGGAGGAUAAGUUCAAGCCAAGCAUGGCUAAGGAGAAGGAUCCAAUGUCUGGAAUUAUGGAUUUGAUGAAGAACAUGUAUGAGGAAGGUGACGAAGACAUGAAGCGCACAAUAGCCAAGGCCUGGUCUGAUGCAAGGUCUGGGAAGACCGCCGAUUCAGUGAGGGGAUUACCUUGAGUUUGCCCGAAGCGUUGGCUCUGCUGAGCCAGUUCGUUGUGAUUGAAUGCACUUGGUUAUCUUAUUUUGCAUGUAACGAACUGGAAAUCGGUCACGCCGGGCCUGUUCAUUUGUGAAGAAAACAUCUUCUCGUGUGAUAUUAUCACUUCUGCGUGUGAUCAGCCUUUAAUGGAAUGAUUAUGUGCCAAUGGCCGCUUUUGCGA